AUUUUGCACUUGUAUUUCAGCCUUGUCAUAUUUAUGUUUAAUAUUGUUGUACUUUCUUUACAUUUAACGUAUUAUUGUGAAGCUAACAUUGUGGGCCCGUCUAGUUGGUGAAACGUGCUUGAGAGACUGUGAAAUGACUGGCGGAAUUGCAUUUGACUUAUUGUAUUUUAUGUGUUUAUUUUUCUUUUAGUUUUCACGGUGUCUUACGAUGAAACGUGGAAAUAAAUGAACAAAGGACAUCUGUAUGAUGCGUGGCCUUACUCCAUUGGACCAGUGUAUUUACAGUGAAAACGUAACGCCAGCAUGGCCAAGAGUCUAAAUGGCCAAGUGCGAGUUCUUCAAUGCAGGAGGCAGCGUGAAAGACAGGAUCGGCCUGCGGAUGGUGGAAGAUGCUGAGAAAACCGGGAUCCUCAAACCAGGAGACACAAUCAUUGAGCCCACCUCUGGCAACACAGGUAUCGGCCUCGCCCUGGCAGCUGCAGUUAAAGGCUACCGCUGCAUUAUAACCAUGCCUGAGAGGAUGAGCAACGAGAAGGUUGAUGUGUUGAGAGCUCUCGGGGGAGAAAUUGUGCGCACGCCUUCUUCUGCAGCUUUUGAUUCACCAGAGUCUCACAUAGUCACGGCUUGGCGUCUAAAGAGGGAGAUCCCCAACUCGCACAUCCUCGACCAAUAUCGUAAUGCCAGCAACCCUCUGGCUCACUACGAUACCACAGCUGAGGAGAUACUGGAGCAGUGUGAUGGUAAAUUGGACAUGUUGGUGGCGGGAGCCGGCACAGGCGGUACACUUACUGGUGUUGCUCGGAAGUUGAAGGAGAGAUGCCCCAAUGUCAAGAUAGUCGCUGUGGACCCUGAGGGCUCCAUUCUGGGUGGCUCUAAUGAAAAUAAGACUUCCUUUGAAGUGGAGGGCAUUGGACAUGACUUUAUCCCCACAGUGUUGGACAGAUCUCUUGUUGACAUGUGGUAUAAAUCGACUGACCUGGAGACAUUCACAAUGUCACGCAAGCUGGUCAGAGAGGAGGGUCUCCUGUGCGGCGGCAGCUCUGGCUCAGCCAUGGCAGCAGCAGUAAAGAUGGCUCGGCAGCUUGAGGCGGGACAGCGCUGUGUGGUCAUCCUGGCUGACUCCGUCCGCAACUAUAUGUCAAAAUUCCUGAGUGACAAGUGGAUGUGUGAGAAGGGGUUCCUCAGCCCGGAGGAGCCGAUGGACUUCAAACCCUGGUGGUGGAACAUGACUGUCCAGUAUCUAAACCUAUGCCCCCUCACUGUGUUAGCGUCUGUGUCCUGCCAGAAAACCAUCGACAUCCUGAAAGAGAAAGCAUUUGACCAGGCCCCAGUCGUCGAUAACUCAGGUGUGAUCCAGGGGAUGGUCACUCUGGGAACCAUCCUGUCCUCUGUGUCGGCAGGGAAGGCCAAACCCUCAGAUGCUAUCAGCAAGGUGCUCUGCAAGCGUUACAAACAGGUGCACCUGACAGACAACCUGGGGAAGCUGUCCCAAAUCCUCGAAACAGACCACUUCGUCCUGGUGGUGCAUGAUCACGUUCAGAAUAAAGCUGAUGGGUCAACUUGUCAGAAGCAGAUGGUGUUUGGCAUCGUGACAGCGAUUGACCUCCUCAACUACAUCACCACAGAUGACAGCCAGGAUCACUCGUAGUCUCCGUGAUCACUUCCUGUUUAAGACGUGGGCGAUACUGCUUGCUUGCGACUGAAUCAUAUUUUAAUUCAGUGGUUUUUGCAGCUACAUACAGUACAGGCCAAAAGUUUGGACACACCUUCUCAUUCAAUGCGUUUCCUUUAUU
Perca fluviatilis (European perch) is the source of this 1793-nucleotide messenger RNA. RefSeq names its product cystathionine beta-synthase b (gene cbsb). NCBI's taxonomy places the organism in Eukaryota, Metazoa, Chordata, Actinopteri, Perciformes, Percidae. Gene Ontology annotation, cellular component: cytoplasm. The record is from RefSeq and is a predicted model, not a curated record. Gene Ontology annotation, molecular function: cystathionine beta-synthase activity; cysteine synthase activity.